This is a messenger RNA of Haliotis rubra (blacklip abalone), 2446 nucleotides long. Its product is annotated as GLIPR1-like protein 1. The transcript is spliced from 7 exons. Bases 721 to 1509 code for a protein of 262 amino acids. Gene Ontology annotation, cellular component: extracellular region. The record is from RefSeq and is a predicted model, not a curated record. NCBI's taxonomy places the organism in Eukaryota, Metazoa, Mollusca, Gastropoda, Lepetellida, Haliotidae.
AUAAUGUAUCUUUUAUGGUUGUGAUGAAUCAGGGAAUCUGUUAUAUGAAUAUUUUGCUGUGAAUGUAUGUUAUUUUACGCCGCUAUCAGCGCUUUUCAUCAGUUUCACGGCGGAAUUUCAGAACAAAUCGGGGGUUAAAAUCUACCACACCAGCUAGCGACGCAGAAUAAGCAUGAGACACAGCUGAUUCACGGCCAGCAUCAAAUCGCUCACCCCUCACUUCCUAUCGACCUCGUUCGCGUCACUGCGUUAUAGCUGAUAUUGUUCUGUAUUCUUCAUUUCCGGGGUCUUUAACUUCAAUCAUACAUACAUCUGCAUAUGAACAAACACACAUAUAGAUUAGUUUGUGUGGCACGUGACGGAGUCAUGUGUCCUCCUCGACAAACGGGAGCUGUGGUGUAGUUGUUGAUACUUUUUGUCAGUAAAUCAGAUGCUGUCAACACCAUGUGAUUUCCAGCACUCGACCACUUCCGGGUUCGUAGUUCACGCCUUGUACAUCAUGGCACGUUGUCGGUAACUCUGGGCGCAAAUGGAUACGGAUACAUUAUCUGAUGUCGUAUAAGGAUAAACAGACUGUUUAUGUAAAUGAAAUACACGAAGCAGCGUUUGUACAUAUCAGCUAUGUUAAAGUGACGUGUUCAACACGGACGUAUAUAACAUCAGUGUUCAAUUGUCAGUGUUCGGCAUCACAUUGUGGGUUCAUGGACUGACAGUGACGGGAUGGCAACGAAAGUGCACAUCGUCGUCAUGCUGACGUUUGUAGUUGGCGUGAUGAGCGUCGUAGACGUAGCUGACGUGCCACUUCCAGGGAAGAGAUGGGACACAUUAUUCAGAAGGAAGAGAGCGAGCCUUGAUAAACGUGGGUUCAGCGUGGAGGAAAAGACGGCCAUUAUAGACCUACACAAUCACUACAGACGGAAGGAGCGGGCAACAGACAUGACGCUCAUGGUGUGGGACGAGAGCCUUGCCCAGAUGGCCCAGGGGUGGGCAGAAAGGUGCGUGUGGGACCACAGCGAGAACCGUUACAACAGACUACCUCAGUAUAACUAUAUAGGAGAGAACCUAUAUGCUGCAACAGAUCUACCUUCAGCUGAGACGGCAGUGGGGAACUGGGCGGAAGAGAUCAAGUAUUACACGUUUUCCAGUGGAUAUUGUUCCAAAGUCUGUGGACACUACACGCAGGUGAUAUGGGCGAAGUCCUAUGCUGUGGGGUGCGGCAUCAGGCAUUGCUCCAACCCUCGUGGUCUGGACUGGUCCCGAUACGGAGGCGGCUAUAUUGUCGUCUGCAACUACGGACCAGGAGGGAACAUCCGUGGACGUAAACCCUACGACAAAGGCGGUCCCGCCUGCUCCAACUGCCCUGAAGGAUUCAAGUAUUGUAUAAACGGACUCUGCAGCCAAACAGAGGUUGCCGCGGCUCCAUCGCCAUCGACUGCGUCACGUCCCCUGGCGAGGUUCUUGCUCAUCACCAUGGUGAUGUUUUCAUUGUGGUCAAACAGCGUACACUAGAGGUGCAACUGUAGAGUAUAUGUAUAACAUGGUUCUACAACAUACCAUUGCCAACCUUCUGAACCGGACAACAAAUCUAUCAUUACACCGCCAUGCUAUGUGUGGAAUAUGGCUAAAAGCGGCCUAAAACCAUACUCACUCACUCAAUCACCAUAUAUCAUAACGACUUUUAAUUUGCAGCUCAAAGAAGGAACGAGAAUGUGUCUUAAGUGGUGCAGAGCGUGAUAGAUUCAGUACUUCUUUGUAGAUAGAGCCUGGUAUUUUAUUUAUUUUCCCAAGGGAAAAGGUCCUUUGCUCUAUGGGUAGACCUGCAUAGGGAAAUAAACAGAGGAACAUGGCAUUUAAUAAAUGUGUAACAUGUAAAUUUUGUCAGACAUAUGUCGCAUGCAUAGAUAUAAUGCAUUGAUAAAAUGUCUAGACUUGCUAAUGACCAAGAUACAACAGCCGAUAUGAAAUGCGUUCUUCAUUCUGUGCAGACUUGGAGCAAGGCUAUUCCGUUAGCUGCACAAUAUGGCUGAAACAUGCCGAUGCAAAGUUAACUUGUAGUCGUUCAUCAUAUGGUUUUGAGGGCCGGUGUGGUAGUCUAGUUUUAAAAAGCGUUCGCUCGUCACGCCGAAGACCCGGGUUCGAUUCCUCACAUGGGUACAAUAUGUGAGGCCCAUUUCUGGUGUCCCCCGCCGUGGUAUUGCUGGGAUAUUGCUGAAAGCGGCGUAAAACCAUACUUACUCACUUGCUUAUGAUAUGUAGUAUACAUCUGAAUAGACGUGUAACAAGAUAUGUACGUUUUCGACAUUCCGUAAGUUAGCUGUGAUAAAUGCAAUGCCAUGAAUCUGUACAUGUUACAUUGUGAACAUGCUGUUUUGUUUAAUUUGAAACACCAUCUCAGUGCCAUAAAUGUUCAAUCUGUUUCAUAUUUUAAAAUAUAUACUCGAACAAU